Molecule: messenger RNA, 1555 nt
Organism: Suncus etruscus (white-toothed pygmy shrew)
Lineage: Eukaryota; Metazoa; Chordata; Mammalia; Eulipotyphla; Soricidae
Gene: DRC10
Product: IQ motif containing D
Exons: 4
Coding region: 77-1555 (492 amino acids)
Molecular function (GO): protein binding
Source: RefSeq, a predicted model, not a curated record
CCUGACCCCCAAGAGCAGGAGGCCUUCCUUCUUCAUCUCCCGGGGUGCUCAGUGACCACCCAAGACAGCUCAGAGAAUGGCACUGAAGGGUCUCUCCGUGUCACCCCUCUACCAGAGCCCCAACCUGAACAAGCUCAGGCUUUUGGCAGAGCCCGCCAAGAAGGUGAGCUCCCCGCUCAAGCACUUGGUGCCCUCCAGGACCAAACUCACCACCAUCGAGGCCAAGAGAAUCAUGGCCGUGCUGGACCAAACCAUCCAGAAGGUGGAGUGGGCGACACUGCUGUCGCCUGCCGCAUUGCAUCUCGACGCCCUGGAGGGGCUGCUGGAGGAGCACAUCUUGCAGGUGCUGAGGGAACACGAUGGUUUCUGCCAGGACCUUCUGGCCGGGGUGCGCUUCCUGGAGCAAGAAGACGGGCUGGCACGGGAGGAAGAGGGGCAAGAGCGUGAGGCAGGCCUGUUCCACCAGCACUUCCUCUCCGCUGAGCUGCAGGAGGGCCACCUGGCCAUGCUGCAGGACCAGGUCAGGGACUCCACCCGGAACGUCCUCCGACUCCUGCUCACCAACCCCCAGGCGGCCAGAGUCCUGGAGUCGCAGGCCCUGAGCCGCAGCCCGGGCGCACAGGCCUUCAUCGAUGCCCUGAAGCAGCUCCGGGGGUUCCUGUUUGAGAGGCUCCUCACCAGCCCCAUGGAACUUCGGGACAAGACCCAGUUCAUCCACAACAUCAGCAAGCAGAACAAGAGGAACCAGGAGAUCAUAGACGCGCUGGAAAAGGAACUGUCAGGAAGCAUGAAGACCCGGGACACAGAGUUGGAGAAAGAGAACUUUGUGAUCCAGGAGUUGAAAAACCAUUUGCACCAGGUGCUUAAAUACUCCGAGAACAGCCUCCUGCGCACACGCCAGGAGGCGGAGAAGCAGCAGAAGCAGGACUACCGGGCCUCGCAAGCCCGCCUGGCCAAGACGCAGCAGGAGCUGCUGCUGCUGCGCUCCCAGCUGCACAACCUGACGCAGGAGAACCAGGAGGUGGAGCAGGCGCUUCGCAAGAAAAAAUACAAAGUGGAGACUGAAAUCGAGAACUGGAUCCAGAAGUACGACAUGGACAUGGAGGAGAAGCAGGAUGAGUUCGAGGAGCUGGACAGCAUCCACAAGGAGGAGAAGAUCCAGCUGCAGGAGCUGCAGGAUCGGUACAACACGCUGGUGGAGGAGUUCGCGCAGAUCCAGCAGGAGCGCGAGAUCAGCUCCAAGAAGAAGAUGGAGGCGGAGCAGGAGAUGCUGCGCAUGGUGCGGGCCGCCACGCUCAUCCAGGCCGUGUGGAAGGGCUACCUGGUCCGCUCCAUGAUGAAGUCCAGGAGGAAGAAGCGGGGCAAGGGCAAGGGCAAGGAGGAAGUCAAGAGCAAGCGCAAGAACAAGAAGAUGGGCAGCCUCAAGGAGCUGAGCCCCGAGGAGACCUUCCUGGAGGAGAGAGGCCUGGAGGAGAGGGGGGACGAGGAGAGGGAAGGCGAGAGGGAGGAGGAAAAAUACAAGGGCAAGAGGAGGAAGGGCAGGGGCAAGAAAUGA